CCACACCUGUGCCGAGAGGAAGGGACAUGGAUACACAGGGGUAUAUAACCACGCCUGUAGAGGGUUUCAGCCAGACUCCUCGAGCGAUCCGGGCUACGUAACAGUCCUCCUCCUCCUCCUCGACUCGAACACUCGCUCAGGUCCUCCUCGAAAAGCUCUCGCCAUGAGGGUCUUCUCCGUUGGGUUGGUGACGGCGACGCUGCUGUGCGCCUGGAGCGAUGCCAGUGCCAGGAUAGCACCAAAGAGCAGGUUUGUCGGCUUUCGUCAAGUGACACUGAACCCAAAUCAGGCACAAACCUACCCCAGCGGAGGUAUUGGUCCCCGACAGGUGACAUUGAACCCAGAUCAGGCUCAAACCUACCCCAGCGGAGGUAUUGGUCCCCGUCAGGUGACACUGAACCCAGAUCAAGCUCAAACCUACCCCAGUGGUGUUGGGCCGCGCAUGGAAGUAGCACCACAGUUUGAAAACAGAGCUGCAGUAGAAUGCGGUUCUUACUUCAUAGCUCCAGGUGCUUCCAAGACAAUCCAGUCAAAGAGCUACCCUAAUAACUACCCCGGUGGCAAGAGGUGCACAUGGAAAUUCCGCACUUCUGUCGAUUCAAAGUUAAGCAUCCAGUGCGACGAUUUCAACCUGCAAGAGUCGAAAAAAUGCAGAAAGGAUUUCUUCCGGGUCACAGAUUCUUCUGGUUUUAAACAAAAAUACUGCGGUGGCAAGGGUUCUCUGAGCGUAUCUGAUAAAUCUAGGAGCGUAACUGUUUUGUUCAAAACAAACAGGAAGAAAUCUAAUACAGGAUUUUCUUGCUCUGUCAGAGCUUCAGUGGCAGACUCCCAAGCAACAACUAUAGACCCUCAGCCAACUUCAGAGUGCACUGGAUGUGGACAAGUCAACCGUGCCAACCGCAUUGUUGGUGGAGUAGAGACGGAGGUGAACGAAUAUCCCUGGAUGGUUUCUCUUGUCAACGGCAAUGAAAACUAUCACUUCUGUGGCGGUUCUAUCAUCUCCAGCCAGUGGGUCGUCACUGCAGCUCACUGUGCAGCUGGCAUGAGCACCUCGGAUUAUGUGUUGGUGGGAGACCACAAUCUGUACUCAUCAAGUGAGGCCAAUUCUCAGAGGAUGCAGAUUGCUGAAAUUGUGAGUCAUCCGUCCUAUGAUUCUAAUACAGUGGACAAUGACAUUGCCCUCAUCAGACUCACAACAGAAAUACAGUUCCCAUCUGACAACAAAAUCGCCCCUGUGUGCCUUCCAACAGCUGGUGAAAUGUAUGAUAAUGUGGAUGCCACAAUCACAGGAUGGGGAGCUCAACAGGAGGGAGGAUCCACAUCUGGCACCUUGUUCGAAGUAACAGUGCCCACCAUGACAAACACAGAAUGCAAUAAUAAGCAUGGAGGAAGCAUUACUGACAACAUGAUCUGCGCAGGCAUUCCUGAAGGAGGCAAGGAUUCCUGUCAGGGAGACUCUGGAGGACCACUGGUGGUGGAAGAAUACGGCAAGUGGAAGCUGGUGGGAGUUGUGUCGUGGGGCUAUGGCUGUGCUCGACCUGAUAGGCCUGGAGUCUACGCGAGAGUUACACAAUAUUUGCGAUGGAUUUCUGACUCUACAACCGGUGUCUGUGUCGAAGGGAAACACACCUGCUCCUACUAAUGCCCCGACGCCUGCUCCUACUCCUGCACCCACGCCUGCUCCUACUUCUGCUCCCAAUUCUGACUGUCCUGGAUGUGGACAAGUGAACCGUGCCAACCGCAUUGUUGGUGGAGUAGAGACGGAGGUGAACGAAUAUCCCUGGAUGGUUUCUCUUGUCAACGGCAAUGGAAACUAUCACUUCUGUGGCGGUUCUAUCAUCUCCAGCCAGUG
Messenger RNA from Penaeus chinensis, 1852 nucleotides. Its product is annotated as transmembrane protease serine 2-like. Gene Ontology annotation, molecular function: serine-type endopeptidase activity. Lineage: Eukaryota; Metazoa; Arthropoda; Malacostraca; Decapoda; Penaeidae. Gene Ontology annotation, biological process: proteolysis. The transcript is spliced from 14 exons. The record is from RefSeq and is a predicted model, not a curated record. Bases 164 to 1642 code for a protein of 492 amino acids.